Molecule: messenger RNA, 1365 nt
Organism: Suillus subaureus
Lineage: Eukaryota; Fungi; Basidiomycota; Agaricomycetes; Boletales; Suillaceae
Product: monooxygenase
Exons: 9
Coding region: 1-1365 (454 amino acids)
Biological process (GO): secondary metabolite biosynthetic process
Molecular function (GO): monooxygenase activity; FAD binding
Source: RefSeq, a predicted model, not a curated record
AUGGCGGAACAUCAGGAUCAAGUACCUCUUACUGGUGAUGGCGUUCAUGACACAGGAAUUGAUGUCAUUGUCGUCGGCGCUGGCUUUGGAGGUAUUGCCUGUGCAAUUGAGUGCAAAAGAAAGGGUCACCGAGUGAUGAUCCUUGAGAAAGUACAUGAAUUGAAGCACCUAGGCGACAUGCUGAGCCUUGGCGUAAAUGCUGGUCGCAUCCUGGCCAAAUGGGGCCUCCAUGACAAAUUGUGGGACGUCUCCGUCAACGCACGCGAACUUCACGUUCAUGAUUACCUCGGAGGUCUCAUUCAAGUGCAAGAGCUGUCCUUACCGCUUUUCGGAGCGUUCGCUUACAAUGGUCAUCGAGCGCUUCUUCACGAAGUCCUUUUGGAGCAUGCGAAGUCCUUGGGCAUCGAGAUUCGCAUGGGACAUCAGGUCGUAGAAUAUCGGGAGGAUGAAGCAAAUAGAAAGGCUGGUGUCAAAAUCCAAACAGGUGAAACGUUUGAUGCCGAUGUCAUCGUUGCUGCAGAUGGAGUGAAGAGUUUGGCGAGAAAAUUUGUUAUCGGGUACUGCGACAACCCCAAACCUUCUGGUUACGCUAUUUACCGAGCGUGGUUCGACGCUGAAGAGCACGGUAUUACGACAGACCCAUUGACUGACUUCCUGACCAUUCAUGGGGAUCAGUUGCACGCGUGGAUUGGUAAAGACGUGCACUUUAUAGCAAGUUCCUCCUUUGGAGGUAAAGUUAUUUGUUUUUUUAUCACUCACAAAGACAACACAGCUGUUGAUGGCGACUGGUCGUCCCCGGGUAAGAUAGAAGACGUACUCGACAUUGUGAAAGACUGGGACCCACGGUGCGCUGCAGUCGUCUCCAAAGCUCCCUCGUGCAUCGACUGGAAGCUUCUCGUACAUGACCCUCUUCCUACUUGGGUCAGCAAAUCUGGUCGCAUAGUAUUGAUUGGUGAUGCUGCUCACCCGUUCUUACCAUCAAGCAUGCAGGGCGCAUCUCAGGCCAUUGAGGAUGGCACAACUCUAGCAGUUACCCUGAAUCUUGCUGGCAAAAACAGUGUUCCACUAGGCACAAGGACAUGGGAAUCCAUCCGGUAUCAACGGGUGCGUGAUGCACAGCUGUUGGGGGGGACUACGCGUAAUAAAUGGCAUGGGGCUAAACCUGGUGACUCCGGGAAAAGUUUCGAGCUUCCCAUGCCAGAGUGGUUGCUGGCAUUCGACGCUGAGGCGUGCGUAUAUGCCACUUAUGAUGGCAUAGCUCAGUCUAUAGUUGAAGAUGGCUAUCGUCAGCCAUCUCGUCAGCCAUCUCUUUCUGGGGAUGAGUUGUCUCAACGUGGAUGUCGGGGACCACAUAUAGGCAUUUAA